Messenger RNA from Ictalurus punctatus (channel catfish), 1115 nucleotides. RefSeq names its product rhamnose-binding lectin. Bases 432 to 821 code for a protein of 129 amino acids. The record is from RefSeq and is a predicted model, not a curated record. The transcript is spliced from 8 exons. NCBI's taxonomy places the organism in Eukaryota, Metazoa, Chordata, Actinopteri, Siluriformes, Ictaluridae. Gene Ontology annotation, molecular function: carbohydrate binding.
GGUAUUUGUUUCAGCAGGUGUAGAAUGGAAUUUUCCUCCAUUUAGUAAUCUUUCUACCAGUACAUUGCUCUUAUCAGUAUAUGUGCACUAACUAUGUGACACAACUGAGCAAUAUGUCCAGUAACCACUAUAUGUGCAAUAACUAUGUGAUACAAUUAGGAAUUUCUGUAAUAACUAGUUAUAUGUGCAAUAGCCAGAAUAGUGUAAGAAUACAGAAUGAGGAAUAAACUAAGAAUCUUGUGGGUGUAAUUCUGUGUAAUAACUAAUACAUGUGCAAUCAGGGUGAAUUGGAGGUGAAGUUGAGGUGAAGUAUAUGUACCCACCAGCCUGUGUUAGUGCAGUCUUAACACCAGCAGAGGAAACUCAUUCUACCAGUGUUGACAGUUUAUAUCACUUGAAGUUUCAACUUCAACGUUGACGCAUCUAGCAUCAUGAUGUUCCUGACGCUCACACUGCUCACCUUACUUAUUGUAGCUCCUGACCUGCAUGUGUCUGGAGAGAAUUUGCCCUGCUCUGGUGAUGCCAGCAUGUGUCCAAUAAUUGUUACCUGUGAACAUGGUACUGCUGUGCUGAAUUGUGGUGCUCGCCGUAUAAAGAUCAUCAGUGCUUUCUAUGGCCGAAUUGAUUCGCGAACGUGUGCCGCAGGACAACCCCACAGAUCUAUCUGCAACACACGUUGCUCCUCACCUCAUGCAACAGCUAAAGUUAGAGCGAGAUGUAAUGGAAGGUGCUCCUGUCAGGUGCCUGCUAACAAUCAUUUCUUCUCUGACCCCUGCUAUGGCACCUAUAAGUACACGAAAAUUGCGUACUUCUGUGUCUAACUAAUAACUUGAGGGAUUCCAGCUUUCCGCAAUGGCCUCUCUUCAGUCUGAAAAGGAAUGAGACCAAGUUUUACAUAUGGCAAACAUGCAGAUGUUAGAGUGCACAUGUUUUGGUGUUGCUUUGGUGUUGGUGUACUUUAUAUUUGCAUGAUAUAUAAUUACCUGCUUAUACCAUAAUGAUUUUUCUCCUGAAACUUGUUUAUUUGCUUUACAUGUAAUCACUUCCUCCUAAACAAAUUAACUUUAUUAAUGAUUCUGCAAUAAACUAUCCUCUAAAUGCAAGCAUAACAGGGA